Messenger RNA from Triticum turgidum subsp. durum (durum wheat), 1698 nucleotides. Lineage: Eukaryota; Viridiplantae; Streptophyta; Magnoliopsida; Poales; Poaceae. The record is from the annotation of a GenBank genome assembly.
AUGGCAGGCGACGCGCCGCCGAUGAAGAGGCCCAAGCUGGAGAAGGACGACGGCUGGUCCCGCCACCCCUCCGCCGCCAACGGCUCCGCGCCCAGGCCCCCCGCCGCCUCCCCCAGCCAGGCGCCGCCGCCGGACGGGGAGGAGGACGACGGCGAGCUCCCGGAGGAGGCCGUGCUCGCGCUCAUCGCCCACCACGAGCGCGAGGUCGAACGCUACAAGCUCAAGGUACAUCUCACCUCCCCGCUCCCGUCCCCCCUUUGGUUCUUGGUGAUGAAAGAUCGAUCCUCGCGUCCGCAGCUGGAAGCCGCCGAGAGGAAGCUGGCCGACACGCGGUCGAGGCUCGCCCGGCACCGAGGCCGCGCCCCCAAUCGGAGCCACCCGCCCCCGCCGCCGCCACCGCCCGUCCAGAAGGCCGCCGCGCCGGAUCGCAGGACGCCGCCACCGAGCCAGAGGGAGGCCCCCAAGCCGGCGGCGCAGAGCCAGAAGCCCCCCGCGCCGCAGGCGAGGCCGCAGCUCGUCAUCCCGGGGGCAGGCCACAGCCGUCCAGCCCCGCGGCCCGCUUUGCCCGUACCGAAGAAGUCCCCGUCGUCAUCGUCGCCGUCUUUGGCGCAGGCGCCGCAGAGGAAGGCGGACAAGAAGCCCAAGCGAGAGAUCGUGCAGAGAGAACAUCAGAACUUGGUUCAGAGCGUCAAGAAGUCGUCUGCGCCGACGACGCUUAAGUUCUACGGCGGCACCCUGGUCUCCAGCCAGCACAAGAGGAAGCUUAGGUGUCUUGAGCUGUGCCCUGCUGAUGACCAGCUCGUCGUUACAAGUGCAUUGGAUGGAAUGGUGACUCUCUGGCAAGUACAGUCAAGUGGGCCAUCCAUCUCUUUGCUUAGCACUACAAAUUGCUUUUCUUCAAAGCAAAGGUGGCCUGAGGAUGUAGCUUGGCAUCCAGAUGGUGACACAAUUUUUGCCGUAUAUACUGCUGAUGGUGGUGACACCCAGGUUUCAAUGAUGAAUCUUAACACAUCAGGACAAAAGAAAGUUACUUUCCUGCAAGCGAAGCCUCAUACCAAGGGAAUCAUAAACAACAUAAAUUUCAUGCCCUGGUCUGAUACAUGCUUUAUGACUGGUGGAAGUGACCAUGCCGUCGUGCUCUGGCAAGAGAAAGACGAUUCAUGGAACCACAAGAAAGUGCACAGGGAUCUGCAUUCUUCUGCUGUCAUGGGUGUUGCCGGUUUGCAACAGAGAAAAACAAUAAUAUCAGUCGGAAUGGACAAGAGGAUAAUAUCAUAUGAUGUCUCAGCUGAAAGGGCAGAGUACAAGAACCUGAUUGAUAGCAAAUGCUUGAGCGUGUUACUAAAUCCAAGUGAUUUCAACCUAUACAUGGUACAAACAGGGUCGCCAGGGAGGCAGCUUCGCUUGUUUGACAUCAGGCUGAGGCAGACGGAGGUUCACGCGAUCGGUUGGAAGCAAACGAGCAGCGAGUCCCAGUCAGCCCUGAUAAACCAGUCGUGGUCUCCGGACGGCUGGUACUUAUCAUCUGGGUCAGCAGACCCUGUGAUCCAUAUCUUCGACAUAAGGUACCAAGGCCAGAAGCCCUGCCAGUCGGUGCAGGCGCACCAGAAGCGGGUCUUCAAGGCCGUCUGGCACCAGACCUUCCCAGUUUUGACCUCCAUCUCGUCGGACCUCAACGUCGCGAUCCACAAAUACUGA